Suillus clintonianus is the source of this 3648-nucleotide messenger RNA. RefSeq lists its product as uncharacterized. NCBI's taxonomy places the organism in Eukaryota, Fungi, Basidiomycota, Agaricomycetes, Boletales, Suillaceae. The record is from RefSeq and is a predicted model, not a curated record. The transcript is spliced from 11 exons. Bases 301 to 3573 code for a protein of 1090 amino acids.
GUGACAGAAGCUAAUCCUCAGUCAGAUUCAUGACCUCAACAGCAUUGUGUAGCCGUCGCGAUCCCCGCAUUCCAACUUAACAGGUCUGGCUGGGGGAGAGAUCGGUACAAUAACCACUGACCAGUAUGUAAAGGGGGUGGGCCAAGAACCUAGAUUUUCACACUAGUUGAGCUGUGUUCAAGUUCUUAUCGAUGAUUGAAUCUGCAAUAGGCGCCAAUGCAGGGUCUCACAGUUAUAAAUAGGCCAAUGGGCGCCUUUCUUUAACUUAACGGUGUCGGCGUCGCCGGGUAUUAUAUUUUGAUGGAUCCCAUCACCAGCGGUCUUACUGUUCUUCAGGUCGUUCGAACUAUAGCGCAAACUUCAGCUCUUUUGUAUGGAUAUGUUGCUUCCGUUCGCAACGCUCCAUUGUCCUGUCAAAGGCUCCUUGACCAGUGCAAUUCAAUUAGAGGAGUCCUCGCCACAGUUAUGGAGAUCGAGAAGGAUCACGGUGACUCUCUUCCAGACAACCUCCACAGUGCACUUUCACAUUUGAUGACCAAAGAUGGACCAGUGGCGAGAUUAGGUGCGGAACUGAAGAACCUUCUGCCAAAUGACCUGGAAAGCGGGAAAAUGAGCAAGAUAACCAGAUGGACCUGGCCUUUCAAGGAAAAGGAAACGGGUGUGAUUGCUGAUAGACUGAAACAAUAUUAUGGCGACAUUACAACAAUUCUAGCCAUUGACUCAUGGAACACCAUCAAGGAAAUCAGCCAAGGAGUCCAGGAGUUAAGAGAGGAUUCUGCCGCACAAAAGAUGCGUGAGAAGGCCGAGGGACUUCAAAAGUUCCUUCAAUGGAUGAAACCUGUCUCUUGUGCUGAAAAGCACGAUAUCUCCCGUCGCCAGCGCAACACUGCGACUGGUCGUUGGAUUUUUCAGGCCGAUCAGUAUAAGACAUGGAAUACAUCAGAUUACGCAUUCCUUUGGUUGAAUGGCCAACCUGGAAACGGAAAGACCAUUCUCGCCUCCGCCGUCAUCGACGAAAUUCAGGGUAGCGAGGAAACACAGCCGCAGACACUCGCUUACUUCUAUUGCAAUUUCCGUGACGACCGCACGACAAUCGCAGCUGCAGUAUUGCGGUCCUUGGUUGUUCAGCUGCUUCGACAAUCUAAAAAUGACUGGAUUACCAAGAUAGACAAGCAGCAAGAAUCGGACGCAGAAGGGGACCUUGUUUCUCUGCGAAAGUUAUGGAAGCAGCAAUCGACCACAGAGCCAUGUCCCACAGAUCUUGGUUUUCUACGAAAGCUUCUUGUUGAAGUGUCUACGCUAGUUCACCUACCAGUCCUCGUGAUCGAUGCCUUGGAUGAAUGCAAGGACCAUCGCGACCUGGUAGAACACCUUGUAAAUCUUGCUGAAGACGCUCGACUACGACUCUUCGUCACCGGUAGAAGGGAGCCAGACAUCCAAGACGCCUUCAAUGAUCUCCCCACGAUGUCGCUGAAGGACAGCGCAGAACAAAUAAAAGCAGAUAUACAGGUUCACAUCACCGAGCAGCUGAAGACUCAGAGGCGUUUGUCACGCCUACCCGAUACACUUAAAAAGCUCAUCAUGGAGAAACUGUUGGAAAAGGCCGAGGGCAUGUUUCGCUGGGUUCAGUGUCAACUGGAGGAAAUUAUGGGCUGCAAAAGGCCUGACAGUAUUCGGAAAGCCCUCGACAACCUUCCGGCGGGACUAUAUGAAACCUAUGACAGAAUUCUUCGCUCCAUCGAAGAAAGAGGGCGCGACGAUGGCCCGAUUGCCCAGAGCUGCUUGCUUUGGCUGGCUGGCACACUCAUCCCGUUGACGCUUGACCAGCUCAAUGAAGCGAUAAUGAUCGAAGUUGGGCGGUCGAGUCUCAAUGAGGACCUUGGCGUAAUGGACCCUAUGGAUAUCGUGGCCGCUUGUGGAAGCCUUGUGACCUAUGACGAGAAAACUGAUGUCGUGGCUCUAUCUCAUUAUAGCGUCAAAGAAUACCUGAUCAAUCGUCACCCCAACAACAUCCUAAAAUCGAUCUCAGACAUGCAUGCGCGUAUCUGCGAGCUCUUGAUUACCUAUUUGUUAUGCGACUUUAUGGAUGAGAUCUGCGCAAAAAAUGAACAUCCAGCUCUACGUCGUUCAGCACCUCGUGUUGCAGGCCGUGCCAAUGCUACCGAUGCCAGCAAAGACCAUCCAUUGCUGAGCUAUGCCAUUCGUGGAUGGAUGCACCUUGGGCAUGUUUCGGAUGAGGAUCCUUGCAUUAUAAACGCCCUGGCGCGGCUAAACUCGGAGUAUCUUCGAAACACGGGGAAACAUCGUGUGCUUGCAACACAAACCGACAUUCGGCAAAUUUGGGAUGAACCUAGGUGGUUGAGUGGAACUGUGGCUUUGCCCUCCCUUAUAUUCAUCCCGCUCGAGCACGGAAAGCCAUGGAUGAUCGAAUUUCUCGUCAAGCAGCAACCUCAUCUACUGGACGUAGAUAUUGCCCCUGGUUGGGGUUCUCCCUUGAUUUUUGCCAUAGCCAAGAAUCCCGACUUCCUCAGUAUACUCAAUAAGCUGGGCGUCAAUCUCAACAAACUUUCUUCUGUCAGGCCUAGCCUAUACAACCAAUAUUUCAUUCGUGACGGCUCCUAUGCUCCAAUUUCGUGGGCAGCUAUGAUUGGAAGGGAAGGCACCGUGGAUUUCUUGCUAUCACAAACGGAGGUUGACCUACCUGAUGACAUUCUGCGCAUGGCCAUUAUGGCAAGCAAGCCAUCGCCCGAAUCUAUCCAUAAAUUUUGUCAACGCGGUGCGGAUGUCAAUUUCACUGUCGACGGUUCUACCCCUAUCCAUACUUUACUCGCCCGUCAACCCGGUUGGCCAUUCAAUGACGGGGGCCACCUUUUACCCGUCGUAAAAGCGUUUGUUGAACCGUCUUUCAAUCUUUCUUUGCAAGACCGGACUGCCAGAACAGUACUACACAUAGCUCUUGAUGGUCGUCUUGAAGAUAUUGUCACGUACCUCCUCGAGCAAAACGCAGGGCUAUCAGCAACAGCGACUCUCCAUACAGACAUGUGGUCCUGGGUUAAAAACGAGACGUGGUAUUCCAAGAUUCAAGCAGCGGUUCUCGCUGCUGAUAAACAGUGUACUAGAAUCAAGGGCAAGGUUGUUGAUACUACAACGAAAUCCCGACUCGUCGAGUUUUCAGUAGCAGCCAUUUCCAACAGUGAUUACUAUCCGAUUUGUGCUGUCGUUGUUUCAGCGAUAGUCAAUAUCGAGCAGUCAAGCUUUGACGGUAUUCACGCUAACACUCGCGCCGACCUUUCAUAUUGUAAUCAGUCAGUUGAACAGGAAAUCCAAAACUCCCCGAAAGAUGAUUCCUCCAGCCUCAAGUUCGACUUUGUAUGGCUACGUGGGCAGCGUGUCUCUAGUCGCUUGUUCGACUAUCAUCAAGGAGACAAAGUUACCAGCAUGCUACGGCACUUAAAUGAAGAUAAAGACUCGACUGGCACCUCCCUUUUUCUUCAGAUGUCCGGGAACGUAUGGAACACCCACUCCAUUCCAGAAGUUGCGGUACUCGACAUCUACAGAGGUUAUUUGCAUUAGUUUUGAUCGAUCAUCAUUCAUCUGAGGUUGUGAAGUGCGCUACAGUAGUUACUUAAGUGCUUAUUGGCGCAUUCU